UUUCCAUCUUUAUACGAUACUCGUCUGCAAGAACAGACUUUAGCGUUGUCACAUUAAUUUGUAAAAGGCUCGGCACCCGCACUCCAGUGUAAAUAUUAUCAAUGGGAUUGUCUCCUCAUCAAGUCAUCCAGUAGUCACCGACUGGGAAGCAGAAUAAAUCCCUUGACGGGGUUCUUACCGAGCGAUGACAUUCUAAAAACGGAUAAGUAAUGACAACGGAAUAGCCGGAACGGACGUUGACGAGACAGCCAUCAGCAUACGGAUCGGCUACUUCAUGUUUGAUAUUUGCAACUAUAUGAAGACUACCAGUGGACACCCUGCGAAUGGUAAUACUAUAACUAAGCGUCGGAUUUAUGGAAAUACUGUAGCGGAUUUCUAGAAAUACAUGUACGACACUGGUAGUGGUUUUCACUGUAAAAAAUCAGUAAGUUGGCGGACUCUAUGAAAAUAUAUUAUUUGGAUUUUGGGAAAUACAAUAAUAGCUGAUGGAAAUACAAUAAUACCUAAUGGAAAAACAAGAAAAGCUGAUGGAAAUACAAGAAAAGCUGAUGGAAAUACAGAAACAGCUGAUGGAAAUACAAUAGCUAAUGAGAAAAAAUAGCGGAAUAAUGGAAAUACUGUAAGUCUUGGCGGCCAUUAGUGUACGAUCUUGGCGCAUUCGGAUAACCACUAAUCGUCGAUAAACUUGCGGGCUGAUGAUCUAUUAAGGAAAUUGCCUGCAUCGAUCUGUCUAGACUGACAGAUGACUGUGAGGACUCGGCUAAUGCGAAUUCUGUUGGGAAGUUUAGUCCGACUGGACGGAACAUGAAGGUUGCUUCAGAUAAUUAGAUUCAUCUUCUUACAACGUGGUCCUGAUAGCAGCGUUCCUCGCAGAUAUUGCAUGGCAGACUUUUUAUUAGUCAUUACCCAUCUCUCUGAGGUUAAUGAUGUGACCGCUACUCCGAACGGGAGUCUAGGAUUAAUUUGUGUCGUUGUGUAUCACUGUAUGGACUCGUUACGCUAAUGUCCCCGUCGUGUUUGGAAUACUACCCCACUUUUCGUUCGCAAGUUCGUGACUUUCACUAUUUUCAUUGAGGCGCGGAGCUUAGUAAUAGUGCAAGAAUUAUGAGGGGGAUUACCUAUCAUUGAUAGAUAGCGUGGUGUGACCGCAAUAUUCCUUUUAACGGAGACCAGGAUUUAUACUUGUAUUGACUUUGUCUUCGUCGCGUUCAGUGGAUUUUACGCUGCUGAUAUCGCGGUGGUUUCGUGUGUUACUUUCAUCAUAUUUCAGUCCGGCGCAGAGCUAUUAAGCCUCCCCUGCCAGAAGAAUAAUUGUCACCUAUAUUUUUGAUGGUGUUACCGCGAUAUCCCUAAUGGAGGCCGGGACUUAAUUUUUCUGCGUUGUUGUGUGUUGACUUGUUACCCAAGCUCCAACGCCGGGGCACCUUUAUCAUGAUAGGAAUACGCUAAGCGUAAAAAACUGAUUCGAAGGAAUUUGGCUACUGACAUCCUGUUGUGCUGAAUUGAAAGUAUUUUUUAAGGAUGGCUACGCACAAUGGAUCCACGGAAUUCUACGUCGAGAUGGUCGGGUAUGUUUACGUCAUGCCCGUCAUCUGUAGCGUGGGGGUUAUCUUAAACUUAUUCAAUCUAUUCGUCCUGACUCGAAAGCAAUUCACAGGCGCCUCGUACUUGCUGAUGUCAGCGUUAGCCAUGGCAGACUUCUGCACUCUGCUGUUUACAGCCCCCAUUGGAAUGAGCCGAUGCGGGGACUGCAUGUUGGACAACGCGGCUUAUUUUCGUAUGUUUUAUGAAGUGUACUUCUACGGUACUAUCACAAAUAUCACAGAAUGCGUCAGUGUUUGGAUAACGUUAGCUCUCAGUGCGGAGAGAUACAUCGCAAUGCAAUACCACGCCCUGGCGAAAACAAAGGGCACCACCCAGAACGCAAAGAUUAUCAUAGCGAUUUUCGUUAUCUGUUCAUUUUGGCUAAACUUUCCUUACUUUUUCAUUUAUUACAUCACAGACGAGCCCAAAAUGGUGAGGACAGAAUUUACGUAUUCUUUGAAUUAUACAAUAUUUUCUUGGAUUCGAGCGACGCUUGUCCAGUUUGCGCCGCUGUUUCUGCUGACGAUCCUGAACGGGAUGUUGAUACACUCAGUGCGCAUGUCAGACAUCCGCAGACGACAAAUGGUAUUCCAAAACACGCGGGAGAACAAGCGAAUACGCGCGCAAGCAAAACUCACGAUCAUGUUGAUAUCCGUCAUAUUCCUAUUCCUGAUUGGAAACAUACCAGUUGCCUUUGCGUAUCAAGGGAUUUAUGGAGCCAUCAACCCAAACUUUACUAAUCAAUCGUACAAAACAUUCAGGGUCGCCACUCAUUGUCUUUCCAUGCUUUCCUACGCUCUCAACUUCGUGCUUUACUGUUCGCUAAACCGCCAUUUUCUGCGGACGUUCAUUGGGAUUUUUCAUUGCAAGCAGGCAAAGAGGACGGUCUUCCCACAAAUUGGGAACAGUGAGAGUUUAUCGGUCAUCAACGGCCAUAACAAUGUCAAUCAUGACGAGAAAAUCGAUAGUAAGAUUUUUAAUUCCAAUAUGAAUCUUGUAGAUUUGAGAAACUGAAGUAGCCAAUUGAUGGAACUGUUAGUAGCUAUUACCAUAAAUUAAUUGGUUUUUCAUCAGUCACCAAUAAUACAAUGUACGUCAGAUCAGUCACAAAAUCCCUGAUUCUGAUGUCACCAGAACCAGAAGUUGGUAGUGCCUUCAUGAAUGCAGUGUAUAUGACAAUACGGGUAGUUAGGAUGAAGUUAAUACACUAGUAUAUCGGAUACCACCAGCCGUUAUGAAAGUAUCGAAACCCGUAUAAAAGUGAUGCCUGAGAUUAGAGGUUUUUAUGACGUCAUUCUGCAUACCCUUCAGUCGAUCUGCUAGGAGAUUGGAGUGGAGAGAAACCCGCUGGUGCAGUUUGUAAUUUGUUCAAGUUGUUAGUAUACUCAUAAAUAGCACUGCAAUCAGCACUUGUUCUGCUAUGAGCAACUUAUAUUACACCCAGUCGAUUUAUUUCGGUGAUUUGAUAUGCUCAUGUGUCAAGGUUAUAAGCAUGACCAAGGUUUCCACUCAUUGCACAAAUUUGCAUUCUUUAUUUACUCCUUCCUUUCCAACAGUCUAUUUGACCUCAGAAGCACAUGUCAUGUCCAAUAACAGAGGCCAAAUUCAUGUACCAAGGAAAAUCGCAAUAUAUAAUGUAUGAUCCAAACAUCAUUAUGUUUGUUCUUUUGGUGAGCGCGGCCAAACCAAAUUGUGAUAAAACAAAGGUAAUUCGAUGAGAGCACCAAGAAGCAAGGGACCCAACAACCGGCCGCGAAUUCCAAAAGCAUCAGAUAAGAACUGGGUGUGCGUGCCUUCAUCGGUAUAGAGACGCCACCUUUAAUGAAGGGGCAAACGCCGCGCUGGUGGGCACGCAUGCGAGGUUGUUUUUCGAAAUAAAAAUGAGGACUAUUUAGCAUUUAUCGUAGACGUAGUAUCGGCAAUGAUUAUAUUAAGAGACUCAGUUGAUAUAAUGAAAAUAAUAGACAGA
Messenger RNA from Lineus longissimus, 3553 nucleotides. RefSeq names its product probable G-protein coupled receptor B0563.6. Gene Ontology annotation, molecular function: G protein-coupled peptide receptor activity. NCBI's taxonomy places the organism in Eukaryota, Metazoa, Nemertea, Pilidiophora, Heteronemertea, Lineidae. Bases 1522 to 2598 code for a protein of 358 amino acids. The transcript has 2 exons. Gene Ontology annotation, cellular component: membrane. The record is from RefSeq and is a predicted model, not a curated record. Gene Ontology annotation, biological process: G protein-coupled receptor signaling pathway.